Molecule: messenger RNA, 5950 nt
Organism: Orcinus orca (killer whale)
Lineage: Eukaryota; Metazoa; Chordata; Mammalia; Artiodactyla; Delphinidae
Gene: DCPH1
Product: acidic residue methyltransferase 1
Exons: 5
Coding region: 582-1550 (322 amino acids)
Biological process (GO): DNA damage response
Cellular component (GO): cytoplasm; nucleus
Molecular function (GO): phosphatase activity
Source: RefSeq, a predicted model, not a curated record
AAGCAGCGGCGGGCCGGAGGCGCCUGCUCCCCGCCGACAGCGAGUUCCAUCCCGCUGUCCGGGCUCCGCUUCCCGGGGGCGGUGCCUCGGUUUCUAACGGCUCGCGGGGAGGCGAGGGCUAGGCGGCUGCUCUCCGGGCUCCAGGCUCGGAUCGGCUUUGCAGCUUCUUCCUUACGCUGAUUCGUGGCUUCUUCCCUGCCUACACGGGAACGGACUGCGAACCCCGACUGAAAAUCUCCGCUUACCCCCACCUCUCUCUACAAUGGUCAUUUGCAUAUCUUACAGUUAAAGACAGAUUACCACAGAUCUUAACCAAGGCUAUUGAUACAUUGCAUCGACAUAAAAGUGAAUUUUUCGAGAAACAUGGAGAGAAAGGCCUGGAAGCUGAAAAGAAAGCAAUUUCUCUUCUUUCUAAAUUACGGAAUGAAUUGCAAACAGAUAAACCAAUUGUUCCUUUGGUUGAGAAGUUUGUUGAUACUGACCUAUGGAAUCAGUACCUAGAAUAUCAACAGAGCCUUUUAAAUGAAAGUAAUGGAAAACCAAGGUGGUUUCUCUCACCGUGGUUGUUUGUAGAAUGCUACAUGUAUCGAAGAAUUCAUGAAGCAAUUAUCCAAAGUCCACCAAUCGACGACUUUGAUAUAUUUAAAGAAUUAAAAGACCAAAAUUUCUUUGAGUCUCAGGAAUCUAUCAUUGCUUUAUGUACUCACCUGCAAGAGUUGAUGAAAACUAUUGAAGACCUAGAUGAAAAUCAGCUGAAAAAUGAGUUUUUUAAAGUUCUUCAGAUUUCACUGUGGGGAAAUAAGUGUGAUCUGUCUCUAUCAGGUGGGAAAACUAUUUCUCAGAAGAUCAAUUUAAUAAACUCUUUGGAAGACCUAAAACCUUUCAUUUUAGUGAAUGACAUGGAACAUCUUUGGUCAUUGCUUAGCAAUUGCAAAAAAAAAAGAGGAAAAGCAGCUAUUACUCGAGUGGAUAUUGUUCUGGAUAAUUGUGGGUUUGAACUUGUUACAGAUUUAGUAUUAGCUGACUUACUGUUGUCCUCUAAACUGGCUACUGAGAUCCAUUUUUAUGGGAAAACGAUUCCAUGGUUUGUUUCUGAUACUACUCUACAUGAUUUUAACUGGAUAAUCAAACAACUAAAACAUUCUAAUCAUAAGUGGGUGUCCAAAUGUGGGGUUGACUGGGAAAACCAUAUUAAAAUGGGCAGAUGGGUUUACCUCGAUCACAUGUUUUGGACUCUGCCUCAUGAAUUCAGUGCAAUGCCUCAAGUCGCUCCUGACUUAUAUGCUACACUACAAAAGGCACAUUUAAUUUUAUUUAAGGGUGAUUUGAAUUACAGGAAGUUGACGGGGGACAGAAGAUGGGAAUUUACCGUUCCAUUUCAUGAGGCUUUGAAUGGCUUCCACCCUGCACCUGUCUGCAGUAUAAGAACAUUAAAAGCUGAAGUUCAGGUUGGUCUGCAGCCUGGGCAAGGUGAACAACUCACAGCUUCUGUGCCCAACUGGUUGACCAUUGGGAAAUAUGGAAUAUUUCAGUUUGAUGGUCCACUUUGACUUGCUGUAGGAACUCUCAGUUGGGUAGGAAGAUCUGACAGUCACUCUUCAUCCCCAGAAAAGCUCUGGGAAGGUUGGCUUCUCAGUGCUCUUUGACACACACACUGACGCUUUCUCCUUUGAACGUUUUGCCCCGCUACAUUGUUUUGGGGAUAGGUGGAUUACACUGGUUACAGAUAGUUACAUUUAUGUUGGAAUUUUAGUAACUUAUUUCAAGUUAAAUGCAUCAUUUCAAAUGGUUUUAAUGAGCUUAUUUUCAAUUGGGCAGAAAUAUAAGUGAAUUCUGCUUUAAAAGUUAACAUUUUAAAAAAUACUGUGCUGCAUGGUAUUUAAUAUUCUAGGAGGCAUGGAAUUUUACUCAACUUGAUUUUGGGCUCUAGAGAUAAGGUCUCAGUGAAGAUAUAAUAUAUUUACAUGUUAAAUAUGCUUUGUAAAGAGAGGCAUUUUUAACAACUGUGAUAUCUGAACACACGAAAGUAAAACUUACCUCAUAAGUUAAUUCUUAAUUUUGUUCUCCUUGAAUUUUAUUUCAUUUCAAAAACCUGUAUUAUUUGCACGCAUUUGUAUUUUGAUUGACCUGUAGAAUGGAUGGUAGGAAACACAAAAUUGAACAGAAUGAAACAAAUAGUACUUGAAGAAAUGUAAUAUCUUUUACAGUAAUUCUAUUUGUGAUGUCCAUAAUCAACUGAAGUAUAUUAUUUUAACACAUAAAUGUUUUAAAUGAAUGGGAUUGCUCUACAGUUUAAAAAAAAUGCUUUAGGUAGGAAAGAUUCUUCUGCAUUGACUUUGUACUACCAACGAGUUAAUUCACCUUUUAUAAUCUUACACAUUUAUUGGUGAUCACAGCUAUUAAAGACUAAGUUUCAGGUCAGUUUGUUUUGAAACUGAAAUUGGAAAUAAACCUGGGAACGUUUUCUUGCACCAGAAUAAUAAAAUGAAUUGUAAAUUGUACUGAAAAUCUCACUGGUUUUAUCUUCCAGUGGGGGAAGGUCAAGAAGGGAAGAUUAAAAAUGAGGUCUUUAUGACGAAGAAACUCAUAAUGUAUAUUAUAGAUGUUGUCCAAGCAGUUGUUAAAUUAUGUCACUUAAAUGAAGUGAUAGUCUGUGCCCUUGCUAAGUGCUUAAAAUUGUUUUGGUAAAAUGUUUAUAUAAAGCUGCACAUUUUGGAUUUACUCAUUUCCUUAUCUACAUGUGUUCCUGUUUUAAACAUUGUUACUAAAAUACUGAGCACAUGAGAAUUACUUGUAGACACUUGCCAUAAACUAGAAGACAAUUGUAUAUUUGUAUUGACUUCAUAGCCACAGCAGGAGCUAUGGUAUAAUACUUUUUUCCAAAGCAUGGGAUUUUGUUUCUAUGUUCAUGUUUUAUUAAGAACAUGAGAUUAUGAGGAAGUAGUUCACCCUCUCCUACAAGAAAGAGAGCAAGGAAGCAAACUAGAGCCAGCAAGAAGUUGGCACCAUGGGAGAGGAAGUCAAGGCGGCACUUUUAAAAAUGCUUAUUUAGCAGGAGGGAGGGGCCUCUUGGAGUUUCACCAGUUGAUUUUUUUUUUUAAAUAAUUUUUAUUUUUUAUCUAUUUAUUUUUGGCUGCUUUUGGGUCUUCGUUGCUGCAUGUGGGCUUUCUCUAGUUGCGGCGAGCAGAGGCUACUCUUCCUUGUGGUGCGCGGGCUUCUCAUUGUGGUGGCUUCUCUUGUUGUGGAGCACGGGCUCUAGGCAUGCAGGCUCAGUAGUUGUGGCUCGCGGGCUCAGUAGUUGUGGCUUGGGAACUCUAGAGCGCAGGCUCAGUAGUUGUGGCACACGGGGUUAGUAGCUCAGUGGCAUGUAGGAUCUUCCCAGACCAGGGCUCGAACCCGUGUCCCCUGCAUUGGCAGGUGGAUUCUCAACCACUGCGCCACGAGGGAAGCCCUUAGCCAGCAUUCCUGAGAUAAAAUUCACACACAAUUCAUCCAUUUAAAGUGUACAGUAUUUUAGUACAGUAUGUUCACAGAGCUGUGCCCCCAUGACCACAGUCUAAUUUCGGAAAGUUUUACAUUCUCUAAAAGAAACCCUGCACCCGUUGGUAGUCACUCCCCAGCCCCCUCUCCUCAGCACUUGGCAACUAGUAAUCUGUUUUCCGUCUGUGGAUUUACCGGUUGUAAGAUGUAUCAGUACUUCAUUCCUUUUUUUUUUUCCUGAAUAAUAUUCCGUUGUAUGGAUAUACCAUAUAUGGGUCUACCAUAUUUAUCCAUUCAUGAGUGAAUGGACACUUGGUAUGUUUCCACUUUUUGACUAUUGUGAAUAAUGCUGCCAUGGACAUGCAUGUACACGUGAUUGUAUGUACGUGUGUUUUCAGUUCUCUUGGGUAUGUACCUAGGUGUAACAGUGCUAGAUCCUGUGGCAGUUACAUUUAACAUUUUGAGCGACUGCCAGCCUCCCAAAGUGUUUGCAGUGUUCUACAUUCCACAUGAGGGCUCCAAUUCCACAUCCUUGUCAGCACUUGUUAUUGUCUGUGUUUUUCAUUAUAGCCAUGCUACUGGGUGAGAAGCAGUAUCUCACUGUGGUUUCAAUUUGUAUUUCCCUGAUGUUGAACAUGUUUUCAUGUGUUUAUCGGUCAUUUGUAUACUUUUGGAGAAGUGUCUUCAAUUCUUUUCUCCAUUUAAAAAUUAGAUUAUCUUUUGUCGUAAGAGUUUUAAUUUUUAAAAUUAUGUUAUUUUUGGCCAUGUUGCCAUUCGUCAUGCAGGAUCUUAGUUCCCCGACCAGGGAUCAAGCCCUUGCCCCCUGUGGUGGAAGCGCAGAGUCUUAACCACUGGACAGCCAGGGAAGUCCCAAGAGUUUAUGUUUACUUAUUUUUUAUUGUAAGAGUUCUUAUAUCUUUUGCAUACAAGUCCCAUCAGAUAUAUAAUUUGCAAAUAUUUUCUCCCAUUCUAUGGGGUGUCUUUUUGUUUGCAGCACAAAAGUUUUACGUUUUCACGAAGUCUUCUUUAUGUUUUUUGUUUCUCUUCUGUUGGAAAACACUGGUUUUUGAACUGCUUCUUAACAUCACCUAAAGGCCUCUGAAAUGAGGGCUGGAGACACCCAAUGGACAGGGCUCUGCCUGUCGCCUUCUCCUGCUUCCCCACCUGUUUCUACCCCAGCAGGUUUGGCCUAUAUAUUCUGUUUGGUGUAGGUACAGAGGAGCACGAUGAGGGAAGCUGGGGCUCUGGAGUCAGCUGGGGGUGAAGUUUCCACUGAAGAGCUGAGGGAUCUUGGGAAACUCCUAAAAUAGCAUCUUCAGUUGUUUCAACUGCUAACAAUACCAUACUUGCUUAAGUAUGAAGUAACUCCUGGGUAAAGCAGCCUAUAAAUUUCAUGCAACCCUUUUUUAGCAAGACAUAGAUCCAGUAUCUUAGGUAUAUUAUGAUGAAAAUGUGGAUGAAGGGCAGGUAAAUAAUUAGGUGGAGGAUGGCGGUUUAUACUCCAUUGAUUUAUGUUACUUUUUGUGUUUUUUGUUUGUUUGUUUGUUUGCGGUACGCGGGCCUCUCACUGUUGUGGCCUCUCCCGUUGCGGAGCACAGGCUCCGGACUCAGUAGUUGUGGCUUGGGGACUCUAGAGCGCAGGCUCAGCAGCCAUGGCUCAUGGGCCCAGCCGCUCCGCGUCACGUGGGAUCUUCCCGGACCGGGACACGAACCCGUUUCCCCUGCAUCGGCAGGCAGACUCUCAACCACUGCGCCACCAGGGAAGCUCUAUGUUACUUUUUGAUUAAACAUGAAAUGAACAAGAUUUCUUGAGAUGACCCAGCUUUUUUCUGUAAUUUAAGGUGGCGUUUUGGUGUUUGAUAAAAUGCAGUAAUGCUUUUGAACUUUUUAAUAGCCAGAACCCAUGUUGUUCAACCUCAAGGUCAUGUUUCUAUAAAAGAAAUUCCCACUGCAAAAGGCAAUACCAGCGUAAUUCAAACCAUUUUCUUAGAUUUUAAGAAAACCAUAGGGUGAAUUGAAAACACAGUUCAGAGUUAGAAUUAUUAAAAUUUCCUCUCCCACCCAUUCUCCUAACAGCUCCCUCCGCCCAAGCCCUCACUGAGCCUUGUUCUGGAGCCUCUAACUCCACAAAACUUUCUCCCCUCUACUCUCCUAUUUCCCUGGACUGGGUGUGGGGAGUCGAGGAGACUCUGAACACUUCUACACAUGCGUGUCUUACUACCAUGAUAAAGUGCUAAUGCAGUGUCUGACAUUUAUGGUAUGCGAUAAAUGAUAUCCUGACAUUACAGAAAAUGAAUAAAGCAGAGGGAAAAAAUGAGAAAAAUAAUAAGGAUGUUAUUCCAUCACCUCCAAUACUCCUGUUAAGAUUUGGAUGUAUUUCUCCGUGCCUAGACAUAUUUUUUACAUUUUUAAGACAAAAAACAAAAACCAGGUUUGUACUAUUUAAAUUAAAAAAAAAUUUUGAAGUGGU